AUGCUGCCCAAUCUCCUGCUGGUCCUGGCCUCUACGGCUGCCCUGGCGAGCAGCCAGUCCACCUCAACCAUUGACCCGAACUCGGUACCCAUCAGCACGCGUCAAUACUGGUGCAACUCCCAGAAAUCCGCUUGCCCUCUGCUCUGCCUCCAAAUCGCCUCCGGCGUGCCAGAGAGCAACAACUGCACUGCUGAAACCCUCAGCUACAGCUGCGUCUGCAGCAACGGCAUCUCCCCCAACGCCUCAGAAUACUCCCAAACCCUGCCAUACUUCAUCUGCACCGAGGCGAACAACCAAUGCGUCGCCGCCUGCAGCGACUCCGCCUGUCAAUCCAACUGCCGCACCGCCAACCCCUGCGGCGCGCAGGACCCGCCCCGUGUAAACGUGACUACCACCACUGCUUCUUCGUCCGUGGCGGCGACUAGCACCACUGGCAGUGCCGUGAUUCAGACUGGUGGGGCUACUGGUGCGGCGCCUCGGGGAUAUGCUGUUGAGAUGGGCCAGGUUUAUGGGUUGUGUGUGUUGGUUGGUGGUGUUGUUGCUGGGUUCGCGGUGUUGUUGUAA
Messenger RNA from Penicillium daleae, 564 nucleotides. RefSeq lists its product as uncharacterized. Lineage: Eukaryota; Fungi; Ascomycota; Eurotiomycetes; Eurotiales; Aspergillaceae. Bases 1 to 564 code for a protein of 187 amino acids. The transcript is spliced from 3 exons. The record is from RefSeq and is a predicted model, not a curated record.